AUGAAGAUAGCAGCUUUCAACAUCCAGAAAUUUGGAAGGUCCAAAAUUUCAGACCCAGCUGUACUCUCCACCCUUAUAAAGAUAAUAUCACGCUAUGACAUCACUGUUAUCCUGGAAGUGGUGGAUGCUAGUGGCACCUCAGUUGACACACUUUUGGAAGAGUUAAACAAGUUUAACAAGAAACAUCAUUACACACUGCAAAUCAGUUCACGCCUGGGAAGGACGAGAUACAAGGAACAAUUUAUGUUUCUCUACAGGGAUGACUUGGUUGACUUAAUUGGUUCUUACCAAUAUGAGGAUAAUAAGGAGGGAGAGGAAGAUGUUUUUGCCAGAGAACCAUACAUCCUUCGCUUCAGAUGUCUCACCACUGUGUUGAAAGAUUUGGUACUGAUGCCUGUACACACAAAGCCUGAUGCCUCAGUAAAAGAACUUGAUGAGCUUUACGAUGUGUUCCUGGAGGUGAAGAAGAAAUGGAACACUGAUAAUGUUAUGAUACUGGGAGACUUCAAUGCUGACGGGAGCUACGUGUCGAACAGGGAAAUGAAGGAAAUUCGGAUCCGCACCGACAAGAAAUUCCACUGGCUCAUCAGAGACAAUGUGGACACCACAACCAGCAUAGGCAAUGACAACACAUAUGACAGGAUUGUGGUAUAUGGAGAUGAUAUGCUUAACGCCAUAGUGCCGCACUCUGCCAAAACAUUUAACUUCCAACAGGAAUUUGGAUUAACAGAGGAAGAAGCACUCAAAGUGAGUGAUCACUACCCAGUUGAAGUGGAACUGAAAAGAUAUUCACGUAACCAGGGUCCCAAAACUGAGGAUAAACAACUGGGAAAAGAGGAAACAUUUGCGGAACUACUCGAUCUGAAAAAGGGAAAUCUGCUUCUGGAGCGUGAGAAGCUGAAUUUAGAGAUUAAGAUGCUGAAGCUCACAUUGGCUAAACUGGAACACAAUGAUACAACUGGAGCCCUCAACCUCUGA
This is a messenger RNA of Chanos chanos (milkfish), 978 nucleotides long. RefSeq names its product deoxyribonuclease-1-like 2. Gene Ontology annotation, molecular function: DNA binding; deoxyribonuclease I activity. Bases 1 to 978 code for a protein of 325 amino acids. The transcript has 9 exons. Gene Ontology annotation, cellular component: nucleus. The record is from RefSeq and is a predicted model, not a curated record. Gene Ontology annotation, biological process: DNA catabolic process. Lineage: Eukaryota; Metazoa; Chordata; Actinopteri; Gonorynchiformes; Chanidae.